AGUACUUUCGUAAAUACAGAUCAGAAUAUGGGUUAAUUCCCCAAGGAAAUUGCUAUUAAUACCCUCUUGAAACACAUUAUCUACACCAAGCCUUCAAAGUUCAAAACAAGAAUAGAGAGAAAAAAAAUGAAGAGUUUUUCCUCAAAAACAUCUGCUCUCCUACUAGUAUGUCUCUUAUUUACAGCUUGUUUGGAUGUUGAGGGUCAGGGUUGUAGCCCAAGUGGGAAAAUAAUGGGAAAGAAACCACCUCCGGGCCAAUGCAACAAAGAGAAUGACUCGGAUUGUUGUGUUCAAGGAAAAAUGUACACAACAUACAAGUGUUCUCCAGCAGUUUCUAGCCAAACCAAGGCAACCCUCACUAUUAACAGCUUUCAAAAAGGUGGAGAUGGUGGAGGUCCGAGUGAAUGUGAUGGUAACUAUCACUCUGAUGACUUGCCAGUUGUGGCAUUAUCAACUGGAUGGUACAAAGGAGGCAGCCGGUGCCACAACAACAUCACCAUCAGUGCUAACGGGCGGAGUGUGGUGGCCAUGGUGGUCGAUGAGUGUGACUCAACUAUGGGAUGUGAUCAAGACCAUGAUUACCAACCUCCGUGUCCUAACAACAUCGUUGAUGCUUCAAAAGCUGUGUGGAAAGCCUUAGGUGUCCCUCAAGAUAACUGGGGCGAUUUGGGUAUAACUUGGUCCGAUGCUUAAUUUCAAAUGUUUACUUGUAAUAUAAGUAUGCCUAAUAUCAUCUAUAUGUUAGUUCUUGUAUUUCUAUGUUUCUGUUUUCCAACUACACCAUGCAAUGUAAUCUAAGAGUUGUAUGUACUGUAUUAUUGAUAUAAAAACUACAAGAAUUGCCUAUAAGUUUAGUCCAAAUGUGAAAUCUUAGAGUGUAACAAUGUUCUUCAAUAUCAACUAUCACAAAU
This is a messenger RNA of Camellia sinensis, 911 nucleotides long. NCBI's taxonomy places the organism in Eukaryota, Viridiplantae, Streptophyta, Magnoliopsida, Ericales, Theaceae. The record is from RefSeq and is a predicted model, not a curated record.